Messenger RNA from Solanum verrucosum, 1687 nucleotides. RefSeq lists its product as uncharacterized. The record is from RefSeq and is a predicted model, not a curated record. Lineage: Eukaryota; Viridiplantae; Streptophyta; Magnoliopsida; Solanales; Solanaceae. The coding region runs from base 44 to 1546 and encodes 500 amino acids. The transcript has 9 exons.
UUCUUCAAUAUCUCAGCCCUUCGUUUUUCCCUCCAAUCCCUCCAUGAACAGCGCUUGCAAUAACCCCCUUCUAUCUUCUUCCUUCCUUCACCAACCUCUCAAAUCUUCAAGAUUCCCAAAUGUAUCCAUUUUCUUCCCCAUUAUUUCAAACCCCAUUACCCCAAAUCGCUGUAACCCGAUAAAAUCAAGCAUUAAGGGAUGUAUGGAGUCCAGGAAUCCCACACAGAGAAGAAGCACAAGUCCAAGAAAAUUCAAACCCAGAUAUGGAACUUCAAGAAGAUCAACUAUCAAGAAAAGUCUCAGUCAAGAACAAGUUAAUUUUACUAAACCCAUUCCUGAUGACCCUGUAGUUGGGAUUAUUGGAGGUGGAAUGUCUGGUCUUACCUGUGCUCUUUACUUGGAGAAAAGAGGCAUUCGUUCAACCGUUUUCGACACGGGAAUACAUGGGUUGGGAGGAAGAAUGGGAACAAGAAUGAUUGAUCAUCAGCCUUUGAUAUUUGACCAUGCAGCUCAGUUCUUCACAGUGACAAACCCCAAGUUUGCUGAGCUAGUUGAUGACUGGUUGAAGAGAGGUUUGGUUCGUGAAUGGAAGGGUACAAUUGGUGAGCUUGAAGUUGGUGGGCAUUUUGUUCCAUUUCCUUCUUCACCUCCUAAAUAUAUAGGGGUCAAUGGAAUGCGCCCACUUGCGGAUUCAUUACUAUCUCAGACUUCUUUGGUCGAUGUGGUACGGCCUUGUUGGGUAAGCGCACUUGAACCAUUUAAUGGGACGUGGCACUUGAGUGAGAAGCAGAAGCCUUGUGGGCAGUUUGAUGCAAUUGUCAUUGCACAUAAUGGAAAAUGUGCAAAUAGAUUGCUUGCGGCAUCAGGCUUACCCCUCAUUGCAAAACAAAUGAAGAGACUUGAACUCAGUUCUAUAUGGGCUCUUCUUGCUGCAUUUGAGGAUCCCCUGCCAACUGCACUAAAUGCAGCGUCCCUUCCCUUUGAAGGAGCUUUUGUAAAAGGGGUUGAAUCUGUCUCAUGGAUGGCAAACAACACUAAGAAACUCUUAGCUUCAGAUAGUGGUCCACAAUGUUGGACAUUUUUCAGCACUGCAACCUUUGGAAAGCAGAACAAAGUCCCCCAGGAAAGUAUUCCAAAUGCUACGGCAGAGAAAGUGAAGGAAGCUAUGCUUGAGGGUGUUGAGAAGGCUCUAGGACUAUCAAAAAGCUCACUCAAAAAGCCAUUUUAUACAAAAUUACAACUAUGGGGUGCAGCUCUUCCAACCAACACUCCUGGAAUUCCAUGCUUCUUUGAUCCUCGUGGAAGGGCUGGUAUAUGUGGUGAUUGGCUACUUGGAUCAAGUUUAGAGGCUGCAGCUUUAAGUGGCAUAGCUCUUGCUGAUCAAAUUGCAGAUUACUUCGAACAAGGUGGUCCUUGCUCAGAUGAGUUUGCUGUUGGUUUGCAUGAUGAAUAUAAGCCACUUGAAGGACAUGAUAUAGGGCAGUUUCCAGGACUGGAAUCUAUUGAUCAAAUUACAAAUGUCCCAGCUUUGACACUCGCUACAUGAACUGAUCCUGUGACGAAGUCUUCUGAUGAUUUGUUGGAUAAAGCAAGUGAACAAAUUAAGGCACACUAUCGGAACAAGCAGUUUGCAAUGCUGGUUAUAGACAUAUACUUGAGCUGGAAUCAUUUUGCUAGCAGCUCAUGC